GAGGGGUCCCCUUUCGGGGGCCUUGGGGCUCCAAGCCCGGGCUGGCCCCUCGGGCUCCUCUGCGGGGAGGGCCGGCCGCAGGCUGGAGCAGGGUGCGGAGGCUGGCGGGGGAGCGGCUCCCCCAGGCGUUCCUGGUAGAAGUUGAUGCGAGGAAGGGCAGCGGGGACCAUUGGACGGUAUUCAGAAUUCCAGCGCAGGAGCCUCCCCUUCUCCAUCUGCUGCCGGGGAGCUGUUGGGCCUCCUCUUCCAGCAGCUUCUGUCUUUAUUUUACAGGAUCCAGAGAAUCACCCGCUGAUGGUUUUUGCCCAGGCCUGAAACAGAACCAGAGAGCUACGGGAAGGGAAGGGCUUGGCUUGCCAGAGGAAUUUUCCAAGUGCUCAAACGCCAGGCUUACAGCGCCUGUGAUCCGUCCAGGAGAACAAAGUGGGAUUUGAAGAUCCACUCCACCUCUGCUCAUGGCGGGCCAGGGCCUGCCCCUGCACGUGGCCACACUGCUGACGGGGCUGCUGGAAUGCCUGGGCUUUGCUGGCGUCCUCUUUGGCUGGCCUUCACUAGUGUUUGUCUUCAAGAAUGAGGAUUACUUUAAGGAGCUGUGUGGACAAGAUGCUGGGCCGAUUGGCAAUGCCACAGGGCAGGCCGACUGCAAAGCCCAGGAUGAGAGGUUCUCACUCAUCUUCACCCUGGCGUCCUUCAUGAACAACUUCAUGACAUUCCCCACUGGCUACAUCUUUGACCGGUUCAAGACCACCGUGGCACGCCUCAUAGCCAUAUUUUUCUACACCACCGCCACACUCAUCAUAGCCUUCACCUCUGCAGGCUCCGCUGUGCUGCUCUUCCUGGCCAUGCCAAUGCUCACCAUUGGGGGAAUCCUGUUUCUCAUCACCAACCUGCAGAUUGGGAACCUAUUUGGCCAACACCGUUCGACCAUCAUCACUCUCUACAAUGGAGCAUUUGACUCUUCCUCGGCAGUCUUCCUUAUUAUUAAGCUUCUUUAUGAAAAGGGCAUCAGCCUCAGGGCCUCCUUCAUCUUCCUCUCUGUCUGCAGUACCUGGCAUGUAGCACGCACUUUCCUCCUGAUGCCCCGGGGGCACAUCCCAUACCCACUGCCCCCCAACUACAGCUACGGCCUGUGCUCUGGGAAUGGCACCAUGAAGGAAGAGAAGGAAACAGCUGAGCAUGAAAACAGGGAGCUACAGUCCAAGGAGGUCGUUUCAGCAAAGGAAGAGACCCCAGGGAAAGGGCAGAAGCAGGAACCCCGCUCUUUCUGGAGCUACGCUUUGUCUCGGCGCUUUGCCUGGCACCUGGUGUGGCUGUCUGUGAUACAGUUGUGGCACUACCUCUUCAUUGGCACUCUCAACUCCUUGCUGACCAACAUGGCCGGUGGGGACGUGGCACGAGUCAGCACCUACACAAAUGCCUUUGCCUUCACUCAGUUCGGAGUGCUGUGUGCCCCCUGGAAUGGCCUGCUCAUGGACCGGCUUAAACGGAAGUACCAGAAGGAAGCAAGAAAGACAGGUUCCUCCACCUUGGCAGUGGCUCUCUGCUCGACGGUGCCUUCGCUGGCCCUGACAUCCCUGCUGUGCCUGGGCUUCGCCCUCUGUGCCUCAGUCCCCGUCCUCCCUCUCCAGUAUCUCACCUUCAUCCUGCAAGUGAUCAGCCGCUCCUUCCUCUAUGGGAGCAACGCGGCCUUCCUCACCAUUGCUUUCCCUUCGGAGCACUUUGGCAAGCUCUUUGGGCUGGUGAUGGCCUUGUCGGCUGUGGUGUCUCUGCUCCAGUUCCCCAUCUUCACGCUCAUCAAAGGCCCCCUUCAGAAUGACCCAUUUUACGUAAAUGUGAUGUUCAUGCUUGCCAUUCUUCUGACAUUCGUCCACCCCUUUCUGGUAUACCGGGAAUGCCGCACUUGGAAAGAAACUCCCUCUGCAAUUGCAUAGUUCAGAAGCCCUCCCUUUUCAGCCCUGAGGAUGGUUUUGUUCAUCUUUCUCCACCUUUGAGGACCUCGUGUCCCAAAAGACUGCCUAUCCCAGCAAACACCACACACACACACACACACACACACACA
This is a messenger RNA of Mandrillus leucophaeus (drill), 2059 nucleotides long. It is a transcript of the gene SLC43A3, whose product is annotated as solute carrier family 43, member 3. The record is from RefSeq and is a predicted model, not a curated record. Bases 456 to 1931 code for a protein of 491 amino acids. The transcript has 14 exons. NCBI's taxonomy places the organism in Eukaryota, Metazoa, Chordata, Mammalia, Primates, Cercopithecidae.